CGCAUGCGUCAGCGAGGGGCCGGGCCUGCCAUCAUCCCGGCCGGGAUCAGGCGACAAUGGCCUGAAGAGGGGGGGCGUAGCGCCGGAAGUUCCGGCGCAGUUUCUCUUUCCGGUUCCUAGCCGUGACUUGUGCAGUUGCUACGUGUCCUUAGCGCGAGCGGUUCGUUCGGUCCCGGAGCCUCAGGCAGUCAUGGAUCAAGUAAUGCAGUUUGUUGAACCCAGCCGUCAAUUUGUAAAAGAUUCCAUCAGGCUUGUUAAAAGAUGCACUAAGCCAGACAGAAAAGAAUUCCAGAAGAUUGCCAUGGCAACAGCAAUAGGUUUUGCGAUAAUGGGAUUUAUUGGUUUCUUUGUGAAAUUGAUCCAUAUCCCUAUCAACAACAUCAUUGUUGGUGGCUGAACACUCAUCAAGAAGAUCUGUUACCUGAAGUUUGGAGUGAUGGACAAUGGGUGUGGGGUGGGGGUUUGUUUACUAAUAUUCCAUAAAUCUGUAUCUUGUUUACUUACUGCUAUAAACCAGGUUAAGAUUUAAAACAAGCUUGACAUCUCAGUUAGUCUCAUUUUGUUUUACUGACUCUUUGAAAACUGUAGGUUCAGUAAAUAAAUAACUUACCACUG
Messenger RNA from Emys orbicularis (European pond turtle), 615 nucleotides. It is a transcript of the gene SEC61G, whose product is annotated as SEC61 translocon subunit gamma. Lineage: Eukaryota; Metazoa; Chordata; Testudines; Emydidae. Gene Ontology annotation, biological process: protein targeting; post-translational protein targeting to membrane, translocation. The coding region runs from base 191 to 397 and encodes 68 amino acids. Gene Ontology annotation, molecular function: transmembrane protein transporter activity. The transcript is spliced from 4 exons. Gene Ontology annotation, cellular component: Ssh1 translocon complex; membrane. The record is from RefSeq and is a predicted model, not a curated record.